GAUGAACUGUCAAGAGCGCUCUCACCUUCUCACAGUUGUUGUCAUUCGCACGUCGCCAUGAUUUCUGUCGCUGGCGCUACUCUGCUCGCCGCGACGGCUGUGGCUGCAGCCUUGCCGAAGGGCAUCCCUUUACACCUCGACCACGGCUUUUGGUACACUAAAUUCUCAGUCGGCCAUCAGGACUUCAACCUUACCGUCGACACCGGAAGCUUCGCUGUCCUGAUUUCACAAGGACUAUACAAACCGACACCCGUGUCCAACUCGACAAAUCAAGGCGAGUUCCUCCAGUUCAACGGCGCCAGCGCGGAUGGCACCGCGCCCGCGUCCGAGGUUUUCACUUUUGUCCACGAUGAUGUCAAAUUCGAUGGCAUCGGUGUGCAGGGUUUCCUUGUGGGAAACAUCACCAACGGUGACCCGCUUCCAGCCGACGGGAUUAUUGGCUUCAGUCCGCCUGCGACGGACAUCACUGAUCCUGACGAUCCGACCUUCCUCGCAGGACAAUCGCUGGUGCAGGCCAUCUGCGAUCAGGAGAAGAUUUCCCCGUGCGAGUUCGGCCUCGCCCUUAAGACUGAUGGGACGGGUACGCUUUCCUUUGGACCUCUUGACAAGUCAAAGGUCAAAGGGAAGCUCACGACGCUUCCCACCUUUUCUCAUGAUGCGUGGCAAGUUAAUAACAGCUUUGAAGCGGACUCUCCCAUUCUCGUCCUGAACGGGAAGUCGUUCGGAGACAUUGUAGCGACAUUCGACAACGGGACCCCCAACAUCAUCGGCCCACUCGAGACGGUGCGCGCCGCGCUGCAGGCAGCGGGGUACGACCUCCAGGAGGUGACGUCCGAUGACAUCACCACCGUCCUCGGGACGUACGAUUGCUCACGCCCUCCCGCUCGCUUCGGGUUCAGCUUCCCUCCAAGUACCGAAGUGCAUUACGUGGAUGCGAAUGCCAAUGUGCUGAACCGGACGGCAGAUGGAAAGGUGUGCACUGCGAACGUGCUGGGGACGUCGACGCUGGACGUGCCGCAGUGGCAGAUCGGGCAGACGUGGUUCCAGGGACGGUGGGUGCAGCAUAAUCUGGAUAAGAGCACUAUCGCAUUUGCGGACUUGAGGUCUGUGAGGUAAAGACAUACCGAAAGUCAUUGCGACGCCCAUAACCCCGACUCGUAGUAAAUCGGACUAUGUCCCCUCAAACUUGCCCAGUACUUUACAUAUUUAGGUCCGCGGUGCUAGCCUACUAGUGUUUGAGAUAAUAUAUUGUUAGGGGAUGCUGUCUGUUGAUCGCGACAACAUCAAGACUCCCCCAGACCUCGAUCUGCACAAGCUCGAGUGUCA
Messenger RNA from Dichomitus squalens LYAD-421 SS1, 1326 nucleotides. Its product is annotated as acid protease. Gene Ontology annotation, biological process: proteolysis. Bases 58 to 1116 code for a protein of 352 amino acids. Gene Ontology annotation, molecular function: aspartic-type endopeptidase activity. NCBI's taxonomy places the organism in Eukaryota, Fungi, Basidiomycota, Agaricomycetes, Polyporales, Polyporaceae. The transcript is spliced from 10 exons. The record is from RefSeq and is a predicted model, not a curated record.